CGCACCAAUCGGCCACGCACUUGACCGAGUCUCGGUUGUUACGGGCGGGGCUCCCGGUCUGUGAGACUGAAUCGCAGGCAGACCAAAACUAAACUUACCCGAGCCGAUCGCUCUCCGUGUCGUGAGUGCGUGGGAAAUACGCAUCGAGCAAUCACACGAGCUAUUGUAGGAUGUCUUAACGUUGGAUUUGAUCGUCGGAAGCCUGAGAUACUUUGACAUCCGCAGCUGUUUAUUCGUUUGCGCGCACUGGCUGUUUAAACGCUGGACAAAAUGAAAUAAAUCCACAUAUGCUCGAUUAUCGACAGGGAUCUGGAGAUUUCAGCUCUUCCCGUCAACUCGAGUGCUCGUGAACCGUUCAGGGCUGGCAGGUCUAGGGAGAGGCAGGCAGCAUGGCUGAACCCAGACGAGACAGCACCAGCAGCCUGCAACGCAAGAAGCCACCAUGGCUCAGACUGGACAUUCCCACUGCUCCGGUGUCCAUGGAUGAAGCACCAACUUUUGUCCAGCCGGUGAAGAGGCAAGGCUUCUAUCGAAGCGCCAGCAUGCCCGUGGAAACAUCCCAUCUCCCCUCACCUCCACGUGACCUCUUUGAUGCCCGGCGACCCCCUUUCCAGCGUCAGUCUUCAAUCACUCAAACCAUCAAGAGCAGCAGGAGGGUGCACUUUGAGAGGAUUAACACUGUGCCCAUUAAGGGUCACCGGGCAGGGCGCCACAGUUUCAGAAGGCAUCAGUCUCUCUCCAGAACCCUUCUCAGGGGUACGGCGGACUGGUUCGGAGUCAGCAAGGACGGCGACGCCACGCAGAAAUGGCAGAGGAAGAGCCUGCGCCACUGCAGCAUGCGAUACGGCAAACUGAAACCUCAGGUCAUCCGUGAGAUGGAGCUGCCCAGUCAGGACAACAUAUCACUGACUAGCACGGAGACCCCUCCGCCUCUAUACGUACCCUCAUCUCAGCAUGGCAUGCAGAAGAUCGUGGACCCGCUGGCACGUGGUCGAGCGUUUCGCAUGUUUGAAGAAGUUGAUGGCUAUAGCGUGCCCCAAACUCCCAUCACCCCUGGCGGUGCCUCUCUCUGCUCUUUCAACAGCUCACGCUCUGGACUAAACCGAAUCCCGCGCAGACGCAAGCGCGAGUCUGUGGCCAAGAUGAGCUUCAGAGCAGCAGCGGCUCUGGUGAAGGGUCGAUCGCUGCGAGAAAGCACACUAAGACGAACUAACAGACGCAGCUUCACGCCCGCUAGCUUCAUUGAGGAAGAUGUUGUGGACUUUCCUGAUGAACUGGAUACAUCUUUCUUCGCUAGGGAUGCCCUUAUGCAUGAAGAGAUGUCCACCUUCCACGAUGAGGUGUUUGAGUCUCCAUCAGAUUCCACAAUGAAGGACGUGGAUAGCAAACAGCUGGACGAGUCUGAGCUGACGGGCAGCGCGCUGGACAAGAACGAGUUAGAGAGGAGUCAUUUAAUGCUGCCUCUUGAACGCGGCUGGCGAAAGGUGAAAGAGGGAACACCGGCUCCACCUAAAGUCCGACUGAAGCAGGAGGUGGUGAGCGUGGACGGCCAGCGGAGGGGUCAGCGCAUUACCGUGCCCGUCAAGAAGCUCUUCGCAAGAGAAAAGCGACCCUAUGGAUUGGGAAUGGUGGGUAAGCUAACCAAUCGUACGUACCGCAAGCGGAUCGACAGCUACGUGAAACAGCAGAUGGAGGACAUGGAUGACCACAGGCCUUUUUUUACAUAUUGGAUAACGGUCGUUCACAUAUUGAUCACCAUUUUGGCGGUGUGUAUUUACGGCAUCGCGCCAGUGGGCUUCUCCCAGCAUGAGACUGUUGAUUCUGUUCUGAGGAAUAAAGGCGUUUAUGAAAAUGUCAAAUUUGUGCAGCAAGAGAACUUUUGGAUUGGACCAAGUUCGGAGGCGCUAAUUCACCUAGGAGCCAAAUUCUCACCUUGUAUGCGGAGGGACCUUCAGGUACACGAUCUGAUGAAGAAAAAACAAGACGUGGAGCGAAAUUCAGCUUGCUGUGUGCGGAACGAUCGCUCCGGCUGUCUGCAGACCUCAGAGGAUGAGUGCUCUAGCACCCUCGCUGUGUGGGUGAAGUGGCCCCAUCAUCCCAGCGCCCCCCAACUGGAGGGAAAGACACGGCAAUACGGCUCUGUGUGUCAUCAGGACCCCAGGACAUGUAUAGAGCCGGCAUCGGUCUCACCUCACGAGUGGCCUGAUGACAUCACCAAAUGGCCAAUCUGCACCAAAUAUAAUACAGGAAACCACACCAAUCUGCCUCACAUCGACUGUACUAUCACCGGCCGACCCUGCUGCAUCGGUACUAAGGGAAGGUGUGAGAUCACUUCGAGGGAGUAUUGUGACUUCAUGACAGGAUACUUCCAUGAGGAGGCAACGCUAUGCUCUCAAGUUGACUGUAUGGAUGAUGUGUGUGGACUCCUUCCUUUCCUGAACCCAGAGAUCCCAGAUCAGUUCUACCGCCUCUGGCUCUCUCUCUUCCUGCAUGCUGGGAUUCUGCAUUGCCUGGUGUCGGUAUGUUUUCAGAUGACCAUUCUUCGAGACCUGGAGAAGCUGGCUGGGUGGCUUCGAAUAUCUAUCAUAUAUAUUCUGAGUGGCAUCACAGGAAACCUGGCCAGUGCCAUCUUCCUCCCCUACAGAGCCGAGGUGGGUCCAGCCGGCUCUCAGUUUGGUAUCCUGGCCUGUCUGUUCGUGGAGUUGUUUCAGAGUUGGCAGAUCUUGGCUCAGCCUUGGCGAGCCUUCACUAAGUUACUGCUCGUGGUGCUCUUUCUGUUCAUCUUCGGCUUGCUGCCCUGGAUCGAUAAUUUCGCCCACAUCAGCGGAUUUGUCUCAGGCUUCUUCCUCUCGUUCGCCUUCCUGCCCUACAUCAGCUUCGGCCGCCUGGACAUGUACCGCAAACGCUGCCAGAUCAUCAUGUUCCUAGGGGUGUUCGUGGGCCUGUUCGCUGGACUCGUGGUGCUCUUCUACGUCUAUAAUAUCAAGUGCGAGUGGUGCGAGCUGCUCACCUGCAUUCCUUUCACCGACAAGUUCUGUGAGAAGUACGACCUCAACGCCCACCUCCAUUGAGGGAGAUGCACGGGAGAGGGGCGGGGCUUCGGGGACGGAGAGACAUGCAUCUCUGCCAAUCCCGUGCACUUCGUCUCUUCCCGUUUCUGUGAACUUGGACAGUAUGCCUGUGUUGUUGUGUUUUUUUACUCGAGUCUGAACGCCACUUUGACCAUUAUAAGAGAAUCAAGAUGCUUUUUAAUGCACCCCAAAGUUUUAUGUAGUCUGUUGAUCAGGGUGUCUGAUAAUCAUACGAAACCAGGGUCGCCCUCGCCCCAAAAACGCUCUUCCCAUUGCAGUCUCACAAAGACAGUGUCGAAAGAAAAACACUGCUACACCAAAUGGUGAACAAAGAGUAUGAUUUGAGAAUUGACCGUUGUACUUUAUAUGUUUUAGCAUGUCAGGGGUCGACCUCAGAAUCCAGGGACGAAAAAUCUGUACCUUUGGUGCCUUGAUAAAUGUACCUACUACUGCCAUAUUUUCGUUACACGUCGAGCACUCAAAUGAUAUUCUUUUAUUUGUGUGUUACUUCAAAUGGAGUAAUGUAUGUUUAUGAACAGGUAGUGUUUUAGCUACCCAAUUUACUCACUUGUUACAAAAUACAACUAAAAACAACCUGCA
This is a messenger RNA of Triplophysa dalaica, 3671 nucleotides long. RefSeq names its product rhomboid 5 homolog 1a (Drosophila) (gene rhbdf1a). The transcript has 19 exons. The coding region runs from base 390 to 3071 and encodes 893 amino acids. Gene Ontology annotation, cellular component: endoplasmic reticulum membrane. Gene Ontology annotation, biological process: regulation of protein secretion; regulation of epidermal growth factor receptor signaling pathway. Lineage: Eukaryota; Metazoa; Chordata; Actinopteri; Cypriniformes; Nemacheilidae. The record is from RefSeq and is a predicted model, not a curated record. Gene Ontology annotation, molecular function: serine-type endopeptidase activity.